Xyrichtys novacula (pearly razorfish) is the source of this 5063-nucleotide messenger RNA. NCBI's taxonomy places the organism in Eukaryota, Metazoa, Chordata, Actinopteri, Labriformes, Labridae. The record is from the annotation of a GenBank genome assembly.
CCGACCGCCUCUUGCUCAGGUAGACGGGACAAACCGCGAAAGGUGAGAGUCAACCUAUCAUUGUUUGCUGCUAAUAUGUUAUUCUGUUGAAAUUGUUUGCGGCUUUUACUCGAGGUGAUUUGUUGUUGUUGCCAUGUAAGUUCAAAAAAGACGCCUAUGUUUGACCUAAAGCGGUGAAAUGUUGAGGUAAAUACAGAGGUUUGUGAACACGCAGCUGUAAUGAAUUAAUAAUCGUGUAAUAGUGUAGAUGUCCGUUAAUAUCUAGUGAUAAUUCAAACGCUAAACACUGAUGUAGGAACUCAUAGAGAGAUAGUUGUGUAUUUGAGUUAAAAAGGGGUUCUUCUGUCAAAAUCUAGCGUCAUGUUCGGCAGCUGCAAGUCUGCAAGUAAUGUCGAGCAGCAAACCGAGGGAAACUCCUCAGAACUUAACAUUUAUAUCCGUAAGCUACUGGAAGUUUAAUGAAGAUACAACCAGUCAUAUAAGUGCUUUGUAAUGCAGGAAGUUUACUUGUAGUAUUUAGGUAGUAGCUGACCAGUAGUCUGUACCAUUGAAGCUAAAAUUUUAAUGAUGGUAUUAAUUGACUUUAAUGACACAGUGAAGAACUGUUCAGCACCAAACAUGAACCUCUGAAUAAAAUAUAUAUAGCUGCCAUUUCAUUGAUUUAAAAUAAUUACAUGUUCCAUGGAGUGAAAUACUUUGUGUCUCUGUUGCAUGUAUUAGUUGUUUCAUAGUAUGAUUUGUUGUGGCCAUAAUUAUCAAAAAUGAGUUUUAUUCUAAUUUUUGUUCUUCACAUUUGACUUUUUGGGGAUAGGGGAGAGUGGGGUAAGUUGAGCCACCCUCUGUUGCUUGGAAAUGGUAAAAGAAAUUGAUCAUGUGACCAAAUAUUUAGGAGAUGGGCAUCAAUUAAUGGAUUAUGUGAAGGUUGAAAGCACAUGGGUGAAGAGGUUAGACAUUUAUUUACAAAAAAAAAAAACAUUUUUCACUCUUGAAAGUGAAUUUAGUCUGUCAUAAGUUUUAUUAGAAUUGUGUUCAGACCAAAGAAGAUCAUUGUAAAUUUGUUUUAUACAUCAAUUGUGGUAUCUAUGAGCUACAACAUGAGGUCAAAAACCUUGCAUAAAAGUCCACCAUCUUGGCUUAGAGGACUAAUAAAGUCAUGAUAGUAGUUCUUAGGUAAGUUGAGCCAGUGGCUCAACUGAGAAAGUAAAGGAGUCUGAUGAGAGGAUCAGAGUUUCAGUUCAGAUUGUUUAAAUCUAUUACUUUUUCUUUUCAAAAAUACAGCUGUGAAUGUUCUGAAUCACUUAAAGACAUUCUCAUGUUAAAAUGGCUUUUUACAAAACAGCUUAUUUGCAGUUAUAUGAAACAAAAGAAUUAUUGUACCUGUAAAGAAGUGACUGUUAUUUAGACAAGAGCGAAGGUGAGGGAGGGCUGGGGUAGAGAGUGGGGGUAGUAUGGAUACGGCUCAACUUACCCCGCUCCUAUGGUUAACUCACCACAUACACGGGGUAAGUUGACCAUAGGAGACCACUUUUUUUGGCAUGCUAUAUUAUCAAGACAGUUAUGUUCACACUCAUUCUGUUGGUUUGCAGGGAUACACAGCAUCUUGAAAUGUAUGCAGAUACACCAGUUAGAGACAAAACUAUGAUUGCCUUGAUGUUGUGAUCUGAAAUAUGAAAAAUGGCUCAUCUUACCCCUCUCUCCCCUACACAUAAAAUAGAGUAAUACAACUGACAGUAUUUUCUAUCUAACUGUACUUUAAAUCGGUUCAGAGUGGCAGAUGUAACUGUUUUUGUCCCUUUUUCUUUUUCAGUCAUCUCCUCAGACCUGCAGUCUCCUCACAUCUUCCAUCAUGGCGGUGAAUGGCUCAGCAGACAUCUUGAGCUCAGCUUAUCUGGCGGUGGAGUACGUCGAUGCGGCGCUGCCUGAAAACCCCUUCCAGCCCUCCCUAAAGCACGCCUGGGGUUACAUGCUGGACAACUACACCAAGUUCCAGAUUGCCACCUGGGGGUCGCUCAUCGUUCAUGAGUUCAUCUACUUCCUGUUCUGUCUCCCUGGUUUCCUCUUCCAGUUCAUGCCCUUUAUGCAGAAAUACAAGAUCCAACAGGUUUGUGUGGACUUGUUGUUUUGAAUCAAUUCCUCAAAACUUUGAAGAAUAUCCUGUCCACUUCCCUUCUGUCUGUUCAUGUCUUAGCAUGUGUGUGUAUUUAUUGUGCGCAGGACAAACCAGAGACGUGGGAGAAACAGUGGAGAUGUUUCAAGAUGCUGCUGUUUAAUCACUUCUGUAUCCAGCUGCCUUUAAUCUGCGGGACUUACUACUUCACUGAAUACUUUAACAUCCCCUAUGACUGGGACUCCAUGCCACGCUGGUGAGCGGAAGUGCAGUAAAACACACUGAAACAUGUAUUCACAGUAACCAGGCUGAAGAGUUAGAAGUUCUACGACGGACUCAUUUGCCACUGUUAUUAACAAGGAUUGAGUGUAGCAUAAUCGUGUUUUUUUCUUGUCAUUGGUGUUGUACCAAGUAAAAUUUAAUCGUCAUAAUUUUAUUUGGCCUUUAUUUAACCAGGUAAAACCCGUUGAGAUUAAGAUGUAUUUCACAAGAGGACCUGGCCAAGAGGUCAACAGCACAACCCAUAUGUGUGUCCUUGUUGAAAUGUUAUCUAAAGUCACCUGGUCACUCAGUGUCUCUCUCUCUCUCUCUCUCUGUUCUCCUGCAGGCCGUAUGUGCUGGCUCAAUGCUUCGGCUGUGCUGUUGUUGAAGAUACCUGGCACUACUUCCUACAUCGCCUGCUGCAUCACCGCAAGAUCUACAAGUUCAUCCACAAAGUCCAUCAUGAGUUCACUGUGAGUCAAACACGACAGGGGCCACAAGUCUUUUUUUCUCAAAACACGCUCUUAAAGCACUUCACUAUGGAUUAAUUUUUUCCUUUCUACUCUCACAUAAAAAACAAACCGACAUAUACCCAUGCAUAUGUGCCUGUGUCCACUGAAGCUGUUUGCUGCAGUGUUGCAGGUUGGGCUGUAAUACAGACAAAGGCCUGUGUCCACUUACAGUGUUCGUCCUUACACUCUCUUUAAUGCUCCUCAGGCCCCGUUUGGAAUGCAGGCGGAAUACGCUCAUCCCGCAGAGACCCUCAUCUUGGGAGCUGGUUUUUUCAUUGGCAUCAUGAUCUUCUGUAACCACGUGUUCUUCCUGUGGGCCUGGGUAUCUUUCCGCCUGCUGGAGACCAUUGAUGUCCACAGGUGGGGGAGAAAACCUUUUUUUUUUUACUGACAUCCCCUCUGCAAAAAUUCCAAACACAAAGCCUCAUUAGAUUUUUACUUUAAAUCUUUAGAGAAAAUAAACCAAGCAAACAGUGCAGCAGGUACUUCGUUGAUUAUAAAUAAUAGUGAGAGGCUAGUUGAGCUGCCAGUUUCUUGUUACCAGUCAGUAACUACUAAGGUCAACCACUAGAGGGCCUCAGAAAACACCAGAUGUUUGCAACACGUCAUGCUUCCAGGUGAUAACGUUCAUUUCUUCCAAUAUAUGUUUAUAAUUUUGAUGCAUUAAUAGUUUACUCUUAUAAACUAGAUUAAUGUAUUCUAAAGAUUUUGUGACUCCAGUGGUAGGAAACAAACAACUGCUAAACCUUUUUUUCAUCAGUGCAUUUCUUGUCUAUAUGUGUGUGUUUCAGCAGCAAACUUUGGAUGUUGCUUGAAAACCUUUGUGAAGAAAAUAAUAUUUCAUUCAUUAUCUUACUCAAUAUGACCCCGUAUUUCAGCUCAAAUCAAACAGGUCUUAUGGGCAUAUGCUGAUCAAAAAGAUGACAAUGCAAUGAAUAAUACACACACAUACAUAUAUAUGUGUGUGUGUGUGUGUGUGCGUGAUUAUACAAAAUUAUAACUCAGUUUCAAAAUAAAACAAGUUUUUUGUCAAUUGUCACAUUUAUGAUCAAUGAGUAUACAACUUAUAUAGCUCUGAAAUGUUACUAAAAUUCAAAUGAUUUAACAAGUAGGUUGUUGAAAAGAUACAUCUGGAGGGUUCGGAGUUUACCCAUCCACUGGGCAGCAAUAUGGGGACAGAAUCAUUAAUCAUCAAAUUAAUCAACUCUAUCCUACUCUCUCUAUUUUAUUUAUUUUUGGAUCAUAAAAACAGAUAUUUGUGAAUCAUUUGAUAUUAAACAGCUGACAGAAUUUAAAUAAUGUUUUUUCUUUUCACCCUCUCAGCGGUUAUGACAUACCUCUGAACCCGCUUCACCUGAUCCCGUUCUAUGCUGGCACCCGUUUUCACGACUUCCACCACAUGAACUUUGUCGGGAACUAUGCUUCCACCUUCACCUGGUGGGACAAGCUGCUGGGGACGGACAACCAGUACAACAAGUAUAUGCAGAAACAGGGGGGCAAGAAGGAGCAGUAAAGCCCUGAAUGCUUCUCUUUACACAAAAACACCUGGACUGCAUGGAGGAAAGCAGUUGAAUACACACACACACACACACACACACACACACACACACACACACACACACACACACACACACACACACACACACACACAUACAUACAUACAUACAAUGAGCACACAAACACUAUGCUGCUCCACGAGGUAUAUUUUACACACAAACAUACACACACACUUCAGGUUUACUGGGAUUAAUCAGACUGACAGUGUUUUGAAUCUGAAUCAGACGUCAAUCUGUCUUUGGUGCCUUCCUGCGAAUAGAAGCGUUGUUGUCUUCUUCUGUCAUCAGCAGCAGACUGAAUAAAAUCCAUCAACACCUUCAAUUUGAUUUGUUGCGUUGCUUUUGGGACAAAAUGAAUGAAAAAAUUGAACAGUAAGACCAAGACCGUCUUGUGAAAGGCUUCCUUGUACCUCUGAAUGUCUAAGCACUUUAGCACUUCCUCUUUCAUAGAGAUAAGUCACCAUGACUUUGUGUUGUAACUGCAGUUUUGUGGAAAUGGUUGAAACUCAGCGCUAACUUUGAGUCAGGCGUGUGUGCUGGGAGAGGGACUGGCUCAUAUGGCACUUUUUUUUAAGAUUGUAUGAAUCAAUAAAUGUUUUCAUCCUACAUAAAAACCCUGGAAUUUCA